AACGAUUAAAAACUGAAUAUGAAGAAGCAAAACAAAAAAAAGUAUGCGAUUUUGAUUUAGAAUUUGAACGUAACCUAAGCAAUUUUGUGUCAGAUUGUGAUCGAAAAAUUGCGAGCGCACAGAAGCGUUUGGAUAAAACACCCGAGGAUAGCGCAAAGGUCUCGCAACUGACAAGAGAAAUUGAAAAUUUGUCAACUGAAAUAUCAGAAAUGACUAAGGAAGUAGAGGUUUUGGGUGAAGAGGGUAAAGUCAGUGAAUCGAUGAAAUUAUUGCAGGACGUUGAAGCGAAGAAGACAUUGAAACUCGAAAAAGAGAAAGAGCUUAAAAAUUCUGCAGAGGGUGGGGGUCCUUCUCAGCAGCAAAAGUUGCGGGUCUGUGAAGUAUGCAGUGCCUAUCUAUCAAUAUUUGAUUCGGAUAGACGGUAUAGAUAUCUAAAAAUACGUGAUUUAUUGAAAGAACUCAAGGAAAAACAUAAAGAUCGUCGUAGUGAUUCAAGAGAAGGGCGAGGUUAUCAAGAUCGUGACAGAGAUCGUGAUCUCCUGAUAGACGUGGUGGCAGAAGGAGGUCUCGAAGUCCUCCGAGAAGAAGAUAUUAAUAUCCUACUGAUGUAUGAUCGUCUUCGAAUUGCAUUACUAAAUCUUGAAUCAAUUCCUGCUCACAAAAUUCCCUCUCCGCCAUAUCAACAACGAAGGGCUAGCGUUGCCAUUAUUAUUCGUAUUAGGCCUAAUCCUUCUCAUUUAACCCAUAAUUAUCAUGAUCAAUCUUUAUCCGCUACACCAAUUUCAUCCUCCCUAAAUCAUUUGAUAGAAUCAUCUAAUGGGAAUCUGCCUACAAUUUCUGCAAUUCUUGAAGAAUUUUGGAAAUUACCUUGGGUUGCGAGUGGCGAACCUGAAAUUUUGUACAUAAAGCGGGCUUUAAGAGAAGGUGAUCGGUGGAGUGGUCAAAUGGCCUUUCCGGGCGGAAAACAAGAUCCGAAGGACGCUGACGAUUUGGAUACGGCUGAAAGGGAAGCGUUUGAGGAGGUUUUUCUUCAACUGACUCAAGAAACACCUCCAAUUGAGAUAUCUGGCUCUGAAGUGGAUUCAACCCAUUGGAUCCCACUUUCUAUAUUUCUUGAUCCUCAGAUAACUCAAAAAUGGAAUCCAGCUUCAAUCGAUUUAUCAUCUCGAAUUGCCCCAAGAUCAUGGAUUAUCCAAUGUGUAUUAAAAACAUUUAUUGGCCGUAUGCACUUUCAUUGUAUCGAUUUACCACAAAUAAGUUCCAAUGCGUCAUCAAUAUCUGGUAAUAACAAUAAUCGAUCAUGGACUAUCUCAGAUAUUGAAACUUCAAAAACAUUAUCGACACGUCCAGAUAUUCAGAUUGGAUCGGUCACAACGUUACGGUUAUGGGGACUUACACUACAAAUGACUAGUGAUUUGAUAGAUAUGAUGUAUAAGCCCGAUGAAGUUCCACCCAGGAGAUUAGACGCUUUUAGGCCAAAAUUUGAUUAUUGGGACGAAAUUACAGAAGACAGCAGGUGGAUUUUGCAUCAAGAAGGUGACUAA
Racocetra fulgida is the source of this 1544-nucleotide messenger RNA. The record is from the annotation of a GenBank genome assembly. NCBI's taxonomy places the organism in Eukaryota, Fungi, Glomeromycota, Glomeromycetes, Diversisporales, Gigasporaceae.